UUGACUAGUCAUUAUUAUAGUUGUUUGAAACGUUGAAUAGUCAUUCUCAUAGUUGUUUGAAACGUUGACUAGUCACUUAACAAAUAAAAGAAAAUUAUUUAUUUAUAUUCAAAUAAAAUCUUACGUGUUCGCGAGCCAAAUUCUGAGUAAACUUGUAAAAAGACACAAAACCAUGGAACGUUUGCGCGCCAAGGAAGCCCGAAAUGUGACCAUCGGAAGCUAUAAAUUUAUGCAUAAGUUCGAUGCCGGAGCAUUUGGUGAUAUUUACCUGGGCACCAAUAUCCUUAAUGGCGAAAAGGUGGCCAUUAAGGUGGAGAGCCAUCGUGUCCGUUAUCCCUACCUGGCAUACGAGUGGCGUGUAUAUAAGGCUCUGCAACCAUCUCCGGGAUUGCCGCAAAUCAAGUACUUUUGCAAGGAGCCCAGUUUUAAUGCCAUGGUCAUGGAGCUAAUGGGUCCCUCGUUGGAGCAUCUCUUUCAAAAAUGUCACCGAUGCUUCACCCUGAAAACGAUUCUAAUGCUAGCCGAACAGAUGCUGCAGCGCCUGGAGUAUGUACAUAAUCACGGAUUCGUCCAUCGCGACAUUAAGCCAGAGAAUUUUGUAAUGGGUCGUGGCGGCAAGAGCAAAAUGGUGUUUCUCAUUGAUUUUGGAUUGGCCAAGAAAUUCUGGAAUCCCAGCACCGAUGUUCAUAUACCAUAUCGUGAGGACUGCGGUCUAACUGGAACGGCGCGCUAUGCCUCUUUAUGCUCUCACGAUGGUAUGGAACAGUCGCGUCGAGAUGAUCUUAUGUCUGUGGGCUAUGUCCUUAUCUACUUUCUUCGUGGCAGUCUGCCUUGGCAGGGGCUGCAGGCAUCGACAAAGGAGCAGAAAUACAAACUGAUCCAGCAGACGAAGCAAUCAAUUAGCAAUGAACGACUCUGUGAGAAUAUUCCCAGCACCUGUCGCAGUCAAUGUAUUUUAACAGAGAAAAUUUGUACGAUUGGGAAAUGCUAAGAGUGGUUAAAACGAGUCACAACAAUCCUGGCACUGGUAAACAAGUAUUCCCACCCAAACUUCCCUCAGAU
Messenger RNA from Drosophila willistoni, 1062 nucleotides. RefSeq names its product casein kinase I. The coding region runs from base 173 to 991 and encodes 272 amino acids. Gene Ontology annotation, cellular component: nucleus; cytoplasm. Gene Ontology annotation, biological process: endocytosis; peptidyl-serine phosphorylation; signal transduction. The record is from RefSeq and is a predicted model, not a curated record. The transcript has 2 exons. Gene Ontology annotation, molecular function: protein serine/threonine kinase activity; ATP binding. Lineage: Eukaryota; Metazoa; Arthropoda; Insecta; Diptera; Drosophilidae.